AUGAGUUCGUACUUCGUGAACCCGCUGUAUUCCAAGUACAAGGCGGUGGCCGCGGCGGCGGCAGCGGCGGCGGCGGCGGGCGAGGCCAUCAAUCCCACUUACUACGACUGUCAUUUCGCGCCCGAGGUCAGCGGUCGCCACGCUGCCGCUGCCGCCGCCGCCGCCGCCGCCGCAGCGGCCGCCGCCCGGCAGCUCUAUGGCAACAGCGCCGCCGGCUUCCCGCACGCGCACCCGCAGGCGCACGCGCACCCGCACUCGUCGCCUGGGUGCGGCGGUGCGGGCGGUGGGGGUGGUCCGGGCCCAGGCCACGGUCCCGGCCCCGGUCAGGACUACUUCCAUCCCGGCGGAGGCAGCCCGGCAGCUGCUUACCAGGCCGUCCCACCUCCGCCGCCGCCGCCGCCGCAUCCUCCGCCUCCCCCCUGCGGCGGGAUUGCCUGUCACGGGGAGCCCGCGAAGUUUUACGGAUACGAUAACUUACACAGACAGCCGAUUUUUACGACCCAGCAAGAGGCCGAGCUGGUACAAUAUCCUGACUGUAAAUCGUCCAGUGGUAAUAUUGGCGAGGACCCAGACCACUUAAAUCAGAGCUCGUCUCCUUCGCAAAUGUUCCCCUGGAUGAGACCACAAGCAGCUCCUGGUAGACGAAGAGGAAGACAAACCUAUAGUCGCUUCCAAACUCUAGAGCUGGAAAAAGAAUUCCUUUUUAACCCUUAUCUGACCAGGAAGAGGAGAAUCGAGGUUUCCCAUGCCCUGGCACUCACGGAGAGACAGGUAAAAAUCUGGUUCCAGAACAGGAGAAUGAAAUGGAAAAAAGAGAACAACAAGGACAAAUUUCCCGUUUCCCGGCAGGAGGCAAAGGACGGGGAAACCAAGAAAGAAGUCCAAGAGAUGGAGGAAGACGCGGCUGAAGGCCCAGCAAAUUAACUUCUACCUUUAAAUGUUACCGCAGACUAUUAAAACUAAUCUUCAGCAUAUGCUGGUGGACACAAUCUUUUUCUUUUUUUGGAAAGGACCUUACCUGUGUUUCAAGCUACCUUAAUGCCACUGCUCUUGAGGUUUCUGCGCUUUGAGAGGGAUUUGGGUGUUUAAAAGUUUCUAGUAUCGCAUAGAAGCAGUCCUUGGGCUGUCCUAUAAAAGGGUAAUUUGAUACUGACCUUGUAGCUAUAUUUUUAUAAUGGUAGUUUUUAAUGUCUGAGCUGUUGAUUUGCCUCAACAACGUAAACUUCCUAAUGAUUAGCUCUAAAUAAUUGAAUAUAAAAUGCUUUAUUAAUCAAAUAAGUGCACUUGGACAUUUAAAUCUUUAUGUGAGUAAAUUAAAAAGAAUAUUAAUUUUUUAAAUAUGCUUGCAGAAUAUUUACUUUAUUAUUUGAUUAAACUAUUAUUUAUGUUUUUUUUCUUUUGUAAUGAUGUUUUGAGUGCCUUUGUUUUACUCCUAAAAAAAAAGGCUUCUUUGAGCAUUUUAUAAAUGUUGUAUGUCAGGGGAAAGUCUGGGCCAAAUACUCGGAAAGCACAAGUUUGUGAAGAGUAUAAUGUGGAGGCUAGGCUCUGAGGCUUCCUUAAACUUUGGGAAAAUGUUGCCCCAGUGGUAAGAGUUUCAGGAUAAUGUCAAAAUUGACAUUUAAUCAUGUGUCUAUAGUCCAUGAAAAUUAUGGUAACUAAGUAAUCUAGAGAAUUAAUACUUGAAAACCCCAUUACAAUUUUUUCACUGACUUUUCAUUUUGGCAAGUUGCCUUGCUUUCGUUUUGAACCUCGAUUGUAAUCGUAAUCGCUAGGUCUUUAGAGCCCGCUGCCACUGUGAUUUUGCUUUUUCAAGUAGUGCCAUAUUUAUUUGUAUUCUCUUUGCACUGUUCGCAUGUUCCUUUUAAGCCAGCUUACUGUGUGCAUCUCAGAUGUCCCUUGGUACGUCUGUCCUCUGCUGUUCUUUAGGAAAGCUAUGGCCUCGCCUAUUUGAAAUAAGCCCUGAGUGUAAAUAAGCACACCAGGACAUAGCUAGCUCCUUAAUAAAGAAGUGAACCCCUUUCAA
Jaculus jaculus (lesser Egyptian jerboa) is the source of this 2023-nucleotide messenger RNA. It is a transcript of the gene Hoxd8, whose product is annotated as homeobox D8. The record is from RefSeq and is a predicted model, not a curated record. Gene Ontology annotation, biological process: regulation of transcription by RNA polymerase II. Gene Ontology annotation, cellular component: nucleus. NCBI's taxonomy places the organism in Eukaryota, Metazoa, Chordata, Mammalia, Rodentia, Dipodidae. The coding region runs from base 1 to 924 and encodes 307 amino acids. Gene Ontology annotation, molecular function: RNA polymerase II transcription regulatory region sequence-specific DNA binding; DNA-binding transcription factor activity, RNA polymerase II-specific. The transcript has 2 exons.